Messenger RNA from Populus trichocarpa (black cottonwood), 1314 nucleotides. RefSeq lists its product as uncharacterized. The record is from RefSeq and is a predicted model, not a curated record. The coding region runs from base 169 to 1095 and encodes 308 amino acids. Gene Ontology annotation, molecular function: hydrolase activity, acting on ester bonds. The transcript has 8 exons. NCBI's taxonomy places the organism in Eukaryota, Viridiplantae, Streptophyta, Magnoliopsida, Malpighiales, Salicaceae.
ACUUGAAAGAUUAAUAAACAAUAAAAAUAAAAAAAAGUUUAAAGGAUGAAGAGAUAAAAAAUAAUGAUUUAUCUUAGUUCAACCCUUUUCUUAUAUUCAUUCUCCAAGCUCCAGUUGUGAUUUCAAAUCCCCUAUCAAUCUUCUCAUAGAUAGGUGAAGAUAGAAGCCAUGACCAUGAAACUAUUUGAUGCACACUGUCACCUGCAAGACCCAAGAAUCCUUAACAAGACACCUCAACUCAUUGCCACUGCCCUUGAUACUGGCGUAGUCCGUUUUGCUGUCAAUGGGGUUUCUGAGAAAGACUGGAACUUGGUUAAAGAGAUGGGUGAGAGCUAUCCGUCUGUGAUCCCAUGCUUUGGUCUCCACCCCUGGUUUAUUGAGGAGAGGACUCCUAAUUGGUUCAACACACUUAAAGAGUUCUUUCAGAUCACACCCUCUGCUGCUGUUGGAGAGAUUGGUUUGGACAAGGGUUCACAUGGAAAGAAGAUUGAUUUCAAUGAUCAGGUUCAAGUAUUCCGGAGACAGCUUGAACUCGCAAAAGAGUUGAAUAGACCAGUAUCUGUCCAUUGUGUUCAUGCUUUUGGUGAUCUUCUUGAGAUAAUGAAGAGUACAGGACCUUUCCCAGCUGGUGUCAUUCUCCAUUCUUUCCUGGGUUCUGCUGAGAUGGUUCCUGAGUUUGCCAAGCUUGGUGCUUACUUUUCGUUUUCUGGUUUUCUCAUGUCCAUGAAAAAAGAGAAGGCAACAAAAAUGCUGAAAGCGGUAUCUUCUGAUAGGAUUUUGUUGGAAACAGAUGCACCUGAUGCCCUGCCUAAUGGAAAGUUUGGUUCCCUUUUUCUGGUUGAUGGAGGUAUUUUUCAUCCUGAAGGAGAAAAUUCUUCUUCAAAUGCUGACAGUCUCCAUGAUGGUGAUUCCCAUCCUUCAAAAGAUGCAUCGGCAUUGCCAAGAGAAACACCUAAUCAUCCUGCAAAUAUACACAAUGUCUUAAGUUACGUUGCAUCCUUGCUGGACAUCACCAAACAAGAACUUGCAGAACUGAGCUAUGCAAAUGCAGUACGGUUGUUCUCUUAUGAAGGUUCCAAGUUAUUAGAAAAAUAGAAAAUUUAUCGAGAAUGUAACGCAUUGUACCUGUUUACUUGCAAUCUCAGUUCCGGAACAAGCAGGUGUGUCCAUAAAUGCUGAAAGCCUUCUGCGGUGCACAUGAAAAUCAUGAAUGGCAGCAUGUGAGGUGGAAAGGAAAAGAGAGCUUUCAUUUUCUCUCUUUUUUUCUUCCUUUCUCUUUUCAAUAUAUUAGUGCUAGCCUUCUUAUUAUUUGCA